AAAAAAAAAGACAAGAGGGUGAUGUCGGGAUCAUCAGCGACGGAAAGAUUGGGGGGCCGUUAAAAAAACACCAGUGGUUUCCCGUUGUUUUUCCAGCUUUUCUUGUCCUUUUACUUUCCAAAAUGUCCUCUGCUCGCCGCCAACUCUUGAGAGCCUCUGCAGGCAUUCGCUCAACUGCUCGCUUGACCACUACCAGAGCCACUCCUCUUUUGGCUCAUCAAGCCCGUAACAAUGCACGCGCGUUCACAUCGUCGAGCAACGCCAAGUUUGUUGCCCUGCGUUCCCUCUUGAAUCCUGCUGCUCCUUCCAAUGUCAAGUUCUAUAGCUCCAAGUCGUUCCCCGAUCACAACGUGAUUGCUAUGCCUGCCUUGUCGCCUACUAUGACACAGGGUGGUAUUGGCGCGUGGCAAAAGAAAGUUGGCGACGAAAUCGUCCCCGGUGAUGUUUUGGUCGAAAUCGAGACCGAUAAGGCUCAGAUGGACUUUGAGUGCCAGGAAGAAGGCUUCCUCGCCAAGAUCUUGGUCGAUACUGGCGCAAAGGAUUUUCCCGUUGGCAAGCCCAUUGCUGUCCUUGUUGAGGACGAGAGCGAUGUUGCCGCCUUUGCAGAGUUCACAAUGGAAGAUGCCGGUGCUGGCGCUGCUGCCACUCCUGCUCCCGCUGCUGGUGAAGACAAGCAGGCACCAGCCGCCGAAGAAAAGCCCGCUUCGACUGAGGCUGCCUCUGCCAGCAAGCCUGCUUCUUCAUCCGCCUCCUCUGAUGGUGACCGUGUCAAGGCAAGUCCUUAUGCCAGAAAAACUGCAAACGAACGUAACAUUGACAUUUCCCAAAUCCAGGGUUCCGGUCCUGGUGGUAGAAUCUUAAAGGACGAUGUUGACAGCUUCAAGGCUCCCGCUGCCGCUGCCGCUCCCGCUGCCGCCGCUGCACCUGCUCAGCCUGCUGCCUACGCUCCUCAGUCUGCUACUGGCGAUGCCUUCACUGACAUCCCUACCACCAACAUGAGACGUGUUAUUGCCACUCGCUUGAGCGAAUCCAAGCAGAUGGUUCCUCAUUACUAUGUCACUGUUGAUGUCAACAUGGACAAGGUCAGCAAAUUGCGUGAGGUUCUCAACAAGGCUGCUGAGGGCAAGUACAAGUUGUCCGUCAACGACUUCAUCAUCAAGGCAUCUGCCCUCAGUUUGAAGAAGGUUCCCGAGGUUAACUCUGCCUGGCAGGGUGAUUUCAUCAGACAGUACAACACUGCUGAUAUCUCUGUUGCCGUUGCCACACCUAACGGUUUGAUUACCCCCAUCGUCACUGGUGCUGAGAAGCGUGGUCUUUCCGAAAUCUCUAGCAGCGUCAAGGACAUGGCUACCCGUGCCCGUAACGGCAAGUUGGCUCCCCACGAAUACCAGGGUGGCUCGUUCAGCAUCUCCAACCUUGGCAUGUUUGGUGUCAAGCACUUCACUGCCAUUAUCAACCCACCCCAGUCCUGCAUUUUGGCCAUUGGCGGUACCAGCCAGAAGCUUGUGCCCGAUGAGACCAAGGAGAACGGCUUUGCUGUUCGCAGCACCAUGGAGGUCACCCUCUCCAGCGACCACCGUGUUGUUGAUGGUGCUGUUGCUGCUACUUGGUUGCAGUCUUUCAAGGAAUACAUGGAGAACCCGCUCAAGAUGAUGCUGUAAAUAAUUUCAAUAUCGCUACGCCCACUGUUUUCUUCGUUUCGUUUCUCCUUAUUUCAUUACUUCCUUCCAACAAUAACCCAACCAAUCAACCAACACCAUCACUAGUACUAUCACACUCAAACACCACACAAACACGCCCACAACCCUUUUAAAAAGCAUAUAUCUUAGAAUGAAAGAGAGAGACAAUCGCUCUAUUACCGUGCAUCUGCCUGUUUAAUUAAAAAUAGCGGUGA
This is a messenger RNA of Zychaea mexicana, 1894 nucleotides long. RefSeq names its product pyruvate dehydrogenase complex dihydrolipoamide acetyltransferase. Gene Ontology annotation, molecular function: dihydrolipoyllysine-residue acetyltransferase activity. The record is from RefSeq and is a predicted model, not a curated record. Gene Ontology annotation, cellular component: pyruvate dehydrogenase complex. Gene Ontology annotation, biological process: pyruvate decarboxylation to acetyl-CoA. The transcript is spliced from 9 exons. Bases 123 to 1661 code for a protein of 512 amino acids. Lineage: Eukaryota; Fungi; Mucoromycota; Mucoromycetes; Mucorales; Lichtheimiaceae.